Molecule: messenger RNA, 507 nt
Organism: Bombyx mori (domestic silkworm)
Lineage: Eukaryota; Metazoa; Arthropoda; Insecta; Lepidoptera; Bombycidae
Exons: 3
Coding region: 1-465 (154 amino acids)
Source: RefSeq, a predicted model, not a curated record
AUGGAUACACGCGUGAUUACGUUGUUAAUAUUGGCAACUCUUGACGGCUGCUUAGCUAGUUUACCCUGGGACAAAUGGUCCUGGUCUCUCCCUCAAGAACCAAUCGAACACUUCUUCCGUCGAUACCAAGACGGAAUACCGCUCAAAUCGCCUGAAUUUGAAUGCAAGUGUCCUCCAAAUAAAGAAUGCGCGGUCAAUUUUAAAAUUAACGAAGACGUAGCUGAGUUCUUGCAUUUGAGAGGAAUCAUCAAAGACGAAGAUCUCACCGAAAUCAAAGAAUACGCCAAAACAACAUCAGAGAGUACCGCUGAAAAAUCGAAAUCCAGGAGCAGGAGGACAAACGAAGGAACAGAAGAAGAACAGUGCUGUUGUCCCCCGAGAAAUGUCAUGAUGCCCACAUUCAUUACUGACAAGAAAUUCGAUGAAGUUGUUAACAGAUUGAAAAGCAAAAAAACAUUACCGUAAUUGCAAAAGGAUUAUAACUUCAAUUAAAAUAUAUAUUGUAGU